Molecule: messenger RNA, 1251 nt
Organism: Gymnogyps californianus (California condor)
Lineage: Eukaryota; Metazoa; Chordata; Aves; Accipitriformes; Cathartidae
Product: protein eva-1 homolog C-like
Exons: 8
Coding region: 1-1251 (416 amino acids)
Molecular function (GO): carbohydrate binding
Source: RefSeq, a predicted model, not a curated record
AUGGCCAGGCUGGCGGGGCCAGCAGCAGCCCUGGUCCUCCUCUGCCUGGCCGUGGGGCUGGAGGCCAGCCCGGAGCUCUCCGGGUACCUGCGCAAGGUGCUGAGGAACCACACCGCCCACACCUGUGACGGGGAGCAGCUCCUCAUCGUCUGCCCUCGCAAGACCACCAUCAGCAUCCUCGGCGCCUUCUACGGGCGUCGCGUACCCAGCCCCAACCUCUGCCCCAGCCCUGGCAAUGCCUCCCAGGAGAGCACCGAGUGCACGUCCACCACCGCCCACCUGAAGCUGCUGGCUGAGUGCCAGGACCAGCAGUGGUGCCAGUUCUCCGUGCACAGCCAAGUCUUUGGGCCGGACCCGUGCCCUGGGACACACAAGUACCUCAUCGCUUCCUAUAAGUGCCGGCCAGGGAACCAUCGGGUCAAGACCGUGUGCGAGAAUGACAAGCUGAGGCUGCAGUGCCGACCAAAAUCCAUCCUGGCCAUUUAUUCUGCAAAUUACGGACGAUUCCUGCGGGGCAAACCAGAGUGCGAUGCCCUGAACACUGGGGGACCCCAUAUAGAGUGCUUGGCUCCGGAUGCCCUGCGGAGGGUCUCCAAGAAGUGCCACCGCAAGGGGAACUGCACCGUGGCUGCUGACCGGGCCACCUUCGGGGACCCAUGCCUCCCCGGCACGAAGAAACAGCUGCGCGUCUCCUACACCUGCGUGCCCAAGCAGCUGCUGGAGGAGGUGGGCCCUGACACCUCGGACCCCUUCCUGCUCUCGGACUACAUGCACGGUGGCUGGUACAAAGGGCCCAGGUUCUCCAGGCUCCGGGAAGACCGGAUGAUUUUUACUAGCUCUCUGGCAGCUUUUGCCCACCUUUGGGGCGUCCCAGAGAAAGUUGGCCUCUACUUUCUUUGCGGGGUCUCAGGAGGCCUCAUGGUUCUGCUGUGCAUCAUCAGCCCCAAAACGACCUUCCUCCAGGAGGUGGGGGAGGCUCUCAAAGACCCAGAGCUGGGGAGCAGCUCGGAGCUGAGCAGGACCAAGCUGCGGGACGAGCAGGACGAAGACCUUCCCGACGACAGCUCCUCAGACUCCUCCUUCCGCCGCCUCACGCGCACCUACCGGGCCACCGACAGCAUCUUCAGCCCUGAGCUGACGGCAGCCAUGGAGGGAGCGGUGGAGCACCAGGGCCGCGGUGGGGAGGAGAUCUGGAUGCCCAAGGAGUCGAGCCCGUACGCCAUCCACAAGAUCAAAUCAGCCACCAAAUAA